AAAAGGAAGCUCUUGUGCUGGUGUUUGGGAACAAGUAUUCUCACAACUACCACUCGGUCCGGGUUAUCCCAAGCAGGGUACAAGAACAAAACUUACUCGCUUUCGAUAAAUACGAAACCUCGUCAAACCAUAUAACAUUUGGAACGGAUCGGGUUCGGGUUCCUCUUGUCUCUGUCUAAAGCCCUAGCCGGUGCUCGAGUUGAGAGGAGUUACUAGCAGAAACGGUAUCCAAGAAGAAGAGAAGAAGAUGCCCGUACAAACAGGGGAGUUGGAGCCCGUGGAGCCACAAUCAUUGAAGAAGCUUAGUCUCAAAUCCCUAAAGCGAACUCUCGAUCUCUUUAGUCCUGUUCAUGGCCUCUUAGCUCCUCCCGAUCCUGAGAGUAAAAAAAUUCGCACGAGCCACAAGAUUAAUCUUGAGUACGGAGGAAUUAAAAGUUUGAGUCAAUCUGCACGCCAUGCUAAUUCGAGUGCAGCGAGUAGCGGAAAUCAACAGUCAGGAUCUUCCAAUGUCCUUGCUCUGACUGGGCCGGAGGAUUCUAGAGAUCCCCAGAAAGCAGGCUCCCAAAAUGCUUUGGUUGUUGGUCCAUCUGUGCAAACAAAGGGCCCAAAUAAUAUUGGUCUUCAAGGGAAAGGCACUAUGGUUGUUUCUACGUCUGGAUCGUCUGAAAGGAAUUAUUCGACCUCUGCAUUAAUUGAAAGAAUGCCUAGCAAAUGGCCACGGCCUGUAUGGCAUCCUCCAUGGAAGUGCUACAGGGUCAUUAGUGGCCAUUUGGGAUGGGUAAGGUCCAUUGCAUUUGAUCCUAGUAAUACAUGGUUUUGCACUGGCUCUGCAGAUCGCACAAUUAAGAUAUGGGAUGUUGCAAAAGGAACAUUGAAGCUCACACUAACUGGACAUAUAGAGCAAAUUCGAGGCCUUGCCGUCAGCCAAAAACAUACCUAUAUGUUCUCUGCUGGUGAUGACAAACAAGUUAAGUGCUGGGACCUUGAGCAAAAUAAGGUUAUACGGUCUUAUCAUGGUCAUUUAAGUGGUGUCUACUGCUUGGGUCUUCACCCAACCAUCGAUAUAUUGCUUACAGGGGGACGCGAUUCUGUCUGUCGGGUUUGGGAUAUUCGCACAAAGAUGCAAAUUUUUGCUUUAUCUGGGCAUGAAAAUACAGUUUGCUCUGUUUUCACUCGACCAACGGAUCCACAGGUAGUUACUGGCUCCCACGACUCGACCAUUAAAUUCUGGGACCUUAGAUAUGGAAAAACAAUGUUAACUCUCACACAUCAUAAAAAAUCUGUGCGAGCGAUGGCAUCACAUCCUACAGAAAAUUGUUUUGCAUCUGCCUCAGCUGAAAAUAUAAAGAAGUUUAACCUUCCAAAGGGAGAGUUUUUACACAACAUGCUCUCACAGCAGAAAACUAUAAUUAAUGCAAUGGCUGUCAAUGAGGAUGGUGUGUUGGCUACAGGAGGUGACAAUGGAAGUUUGUGGUUCUGGGAUUGGAACAGUGGUCACAAUUUUCAGCAGGACCAAACAAUUGUGCAGCCUGGCUCAUUGGAGAGUGAAGCCGGUAUCUAUGCUCUCUCCUAUGAUGUUACUGGUUCUAGGCUUGUUACAUGUGAAGCUGACAAGACAAUCAAAAUGUGGAAGGAAGAUGAAACUGCCACACCAGAAACCCAUCCUCUCAACUUUAAGCCGCCAAAAGACAUUCGGCGCUUCUAGUUUCAUCAGCGUAUCUGGCUGCUUUUGUGGGGGUGUAACACUGUUUGGUUAUGUUCUAGCAUCUUGUAAAAUUAAUUUAGCAAUAUCAUUUAGUUCACUCUCCAAUGAAGCCAAAUUUUGCUUGCUUCUGUGUGGGAAAAGAAGAGAGCCCAGAUGCAAAAUUGCCCAAGCUAGAUAGAGUUGGAGAAGAAAAAAAUUUUAGCAUCUUCUGAACACCAUGGAAAACAACCUGACCCUAGUCUGGUUUUAUUCCCUUUCCUGGUAAUGAAAAUUUCAGAGGGUUGAAUUAGUCCUGUUUUGAAUUUUGCAAUAUGUUCUUAGACUAUUACAGUUUGAGUUAUUUAACUGGGAAAUAUUGCAUUUUUUGAUA
This is a messenger RNA of Mangifera indica (mango), 2075 nucleotides long. Its product is annotated as protein pleiotropic regulatory locus 1-like. The transcript has 17 exons. Gene Ontology annotation, cellular component: precatalytic spliceosome; catalytic step 2 spliceosome; Prp19 complex. The record is from RefSeq and is a predicted model, not a curated record. Gene Ontology annotation, biological process: mRNA splicing, via spliceosome. Gene Ontology annotation, molecular function: protein binding. Bases 248 to 1705 code for a protein of 485 amino acids. Lineage: Eukaryota; Viridiplantae; Streptophyta; Magnoliopsida; Sapindales; Anacardiaceae.